GUUAGGCUGGAUGACCACUCAGCUUUGUUGAACACUGAAACAGGAUUUUUUUUUUCUUUUUUCUUUUUUUCUUUUCAUACUAUGGCUAGUUUUAGUUGGCUACUAUUGACUGUGAAACGAUCUGAGCAAUGGCACGGAGGUCUGGGAAUUGCAUGAGAUGUCUAGUGAUAUUCUCGGUGGUUUCAGCUAUAAUCGUAUGUGGACCUGCUCUUUACUGGAAAUUGAAAAAGGGUUUCGUUGGAUCUGCUCGUAGCAACAACUCCAUUUGUCCUCCCUGUGAGAUCUGCGAUUGUCCUCCUCCUUUGUCUCUCCUCGAGAUUGCUCCAGGGCUUGCAAACCUCUCUAUUACAGGUUGUGGAAGCGAUGAUCUAGAGCUCAAACAAGAGAUGGAGAAGCAGUUUGUGGAUCUACUCACGGAAGAGUUGAAGCUGCAAGAAGCAGUUGCAGACGAGCAUAGUCGUCACAUGCAUGUUACACUUGGUGAAGCAAAAAGAGUUGCUUCACAGUACCAAAAGGAGGCUGAGAAGUGCAACGCUGCCACGGAAAUUUGCGAAUCAGCUAGGGAGAGAGCUCAAGCAUUGCUGCUCAAAGAGCGAAAGAUCACUUUGUUGUGGGAGCGGAGAGCUCGGCAAUUAGGUUGGGAAGGUGAGUAAGUAAUCCACUGUUUAGUGACUUCUUCUCAGUCUACCCUGAAGAGCUUCUCGAUGGAAGCAAACUAGAUUUCCUCUUCCGCAUACAGCUCAUGUGAACAUGGGAAUCGCUUAAUUCUCAAGGCAAUGUUUUUAUCUCCCAUGUUCUUUAUAUAUGUAGCAUUUUUUUUUGUUUUUCUCUUGGAUCCGAAUAUAGCUAAAGAAAGAGUUGGCUUGUAUUGACUUUUCUUCAGAUAUAUUUUUGUCCAGUCACAUUGGGCGAGAGAAGUCACCGACUUCUGUAUUUUAUUGUUCAUGUUCAUUGGCAAAACCAACCAUCAUUUUCUCAUCAGCCAAA
Camelina sativa (false flax) is the source of this 987-nucleotide messenger RNA. RefSeq lists its product as uncharacterized. The record is from RefSeq and is a predicted model, not a curated record. NCBI's taxonomy places the organism in Eukaryota, Viridiplantae, Streptophyta, Magnoliopsida, Brassicales, Brassicaceae.